UCGUAAUGUUUACUGUCCAUAGUUAAAUAUGGACGAAAACGAACCUCUCAUUAAUAGAUCUGAUGAUAAAACUAUUAUAAUAUACACCCGACGAUGGUGGGUUUUAGCAAUAUUUUCAUUGAAUUGUUUUAUGCAAGCCAUCAUCUGGAACACAUGGGGACCCAUUGCACAGUCAGCAAAAGAAGUAUUCGGUUGGGAUGACGGACAACUUGGGAUGCUUCCUAACUGGGGAAACAUUGGAUUUAUAGCUACUGUAAUUUUUGCCAGUUAUCUCAUGGACGAAAAAGGUUUAAGAAUAUCGUGUGUAGUUUGCUCAGGAUUGAUAUCAGCGGGAGCAGGAUUAAGAUGCAUAACGAGCAUUCCGAAAUACGCUACAUGGUUAAUCAACACUUCAGCCAUAUUGAAUGGUAUUGCUGGAACGGUUUUCUUUGCUGGACCGGCGUUGAUAGCAUCUGUGUGGUUUCCACUUGAUCAGAGAGCAACAGCGACAGCGAUUGGCUCAUUCUUCAAUUAUGCUGGAGUUGCUGUCGGGUUUGUUAUUGAUUUAAUAGGCCCUCAGUUAGUGUCUGCUCCAAAAUAUAACCACUCUGUUGCUACCGUACCGAGUAAAAGUAACGAUUUAACAACUGACACUUCUGUAACAACUGCUUCAUACGACAACCACACGGCACUUUUGAAUUAUUCACAGUUACAGAAUGAGACAAUGUGGCUGAUGUAUUACGAGUGUAUGGCUGCAGGUGCCCUUUUUAUAGCUGGUUUGAUAUACUUCCCUGAUAAACCACCAACCCCUCCAAGUUAUACUGCUUCAGUCAAGAGGAUUGAAUAUACAAAUGCUUUAGGCAAAAUUAUAAGGAGUGGUCCAGUAUGGUUAAUCUCACUAGCUUACGCUUUACCUGCUGGUGUUUAUGGUGUUUGGGGUUCAGUAUUAGAUGUUAUUCUUAAUCCAGUUGGUGUUAGCCAGGCAAACGUAGGAUGGAUUGGUUUCUUUGCUACAAUGGCUGGAUGCUUUGGAAGUUUAGUUAUUGCAAGGUUUGCUGAUCUAUUUAUGAAACACAUGAAGUUAUUUUUAGUUUGUUUAUAUAUAUGUGGUGGAGGAUCCUAUGUUUGGUUCACUUUGAUCUGUACAAAGAUAAUUCCGUACUCCUUAGUUCAGAUUUAUAUAUCUUGUAUAAUUGGCUGUAUAUUUCUUAAUGGAGGAAUACCAUUAUUUUACGAACUAUCUUGUGAAGUAUCGUAUCCCAUAGCAGAAGGAAUAACGGGAGCUUUUCUUACCCUACUUAAUAACUCAUUUGGUGUUAUGUUUUUGUUAGCACUACAGAUUCCAAAUAUAGGAACAUCUUGGAUGAAUUGGACAUUGUUAGGUAGUAUAGCUGUUGGACUGUUAUUUAUGUUUGCCUUUCCUGAAUCAUAUGGUAGAACUGACUUAGAUAUGGAAAUAGAUAUUCCAGCUCCAACUGAAGAGGAAAAGUCUAUUGUUUUUAUACCAAACGGUUCAAAUAAAAUCAUAGUGAAUGACGACAUUUUAACAACUACUCAUGAUAUAUCAUCAACAUGACGUCAACAACCGAUAUUAUCAUCCUAAUUUAUUACU
Molecule: messenger RNA, 1591 nt
Organism: Mytilus trossulus (common blue mussel)
Lineage: Eukaryota; Metazoa; Mollusca; Bivalvia; Mytilida; Mytilidae
Product: solute carrier family 49 member 4 homolog
Exons: 12
Coding region: 29-1555 (508 amino acids)
Biological process (GO): transmembrane transport
Cellular component (GO): membrane; intracellular membrane-bounded organelle
Molecular function (GO): transmembrane transporter activity
Source: RefSeq, a predicted model, not a curated record